ACUUGUCACGACCCGGCCCGGCUACGGCAGAGCGUCGAGUCCCGGGCUCAUUCUCAUAGUGCCUCCCUGCUGCGUCUCUCGUGUGUGCUGUGUGUUUAGUGUCUCACUCGUGUCACUUUAGGAUAAGUCGAUCGUGUUCUUUUCACUCGUCCGUGUGCGUGCGUGUGUGCGUGCGUUGGUGCUUAACACCUCAUCAACCUCAAAAAAUAACCUCCAACAGUCCCCCCCGUGGACUGUGCCCCCCUCUAACAUGAAAACCUAGUACAACCCAAUAAACCAUCACAACCAUCACCACAUUUAAAUUAUACAAAAUACACAGGAAACACUAUCAUCGUAACUAUCCAAUGCAUGAGCAUUCGUUUCUAUGUCAAAUUUAAUUUCAAGUUUGGGUGUAUUUAUUUCAAUCACAUAUUAUUAUACAGACUAUUGAAUAAUUAAAAUAGACUAUAGACCACUGAGAGACAGCAAUUGUUCCGGAAAAAGUCAAUUAAAAUUGUUAGAUUAGAUGAAAGACAAUAGUGCGUGUCUGUGAGUGCAGAGCAGAGCAGAACUGUUAGAGUUUGUUAAGGUAUCAAGGGACCAAAGUAACAGAGACCCGAACCAAAAUGUCUCACAAAUUGCGUGCCUCAGCUGACUCAAAUUUAAAUUCGAGUAUCAGUGAUUCAAAUAACAACAGGAAUACCGAUGACGAUGAUAAUAUAUUCCCGAUACCGACUAUAUAUCGAUUCCGAGCGCCGAUCGCUUCGCUGGACUGCAUGGAGGAGUUCCAGAGCACGAACGAUCAGCUGUGCAUGCAGCUGCAACAGCAGCCCUGCAGCAAGGAACAGCUGCUGCUGCAAGGCCUGAGCACACCGGCCUCCGUCACUCGGCAGUCGUCCACCGUCACGCCCGGUCUACGCUACCGCAACCUCGGCAAGAGUGGGCUGCGUGUCUCCAAUGUCGGACUAGGUACAUGGGUGACAUUCGGCAACAACGUGAGUGAAGAGACGGCUGACUGCGUGGUGCACGCGGCCUACGAGUGCGGCAUCAAUGUGUUCGAUCUUUCCGAGGCGCACUGCGGCGUCAGGGCGGAACUGCAGUUGGGCCACAUCCUGCAGCGCAAGGCCUGGAAGCGAUCCUCCUACAUUGUUACAACCAAGAUUUACUGGAAUUCAAAGUCAGAUGAACGGGGACUUUCACGAAAGCACAUUAUAGAAUCAGUAAAAGCUUCACUGACUAGAUUGCAGCUUAGUUAUAUAGAUAUAGUGAUUGUCCACCGUGCUGAUCCAAUGUGCCCUACUGAAGAGGUUGUACGAGCAAUGAACCACGUGAUCAGCCAAGGCUGGGUGAUGUACUGGGGCACCGCCAAGUGGACGCCAGUCGAGGUGAUGGAGGCCUACACCAACUGCCGCCAGUUCAACUGCAUCACGCCCAUCCUCGAGCAGACCGAGUACCACAUGUUCUGUCGCGAGAAGACCGAGCUCUAUAUGCCAGAGUUGUACAACAAAAUUGGUGUCGGAAUGAUGGGAUGGUCACCUCUAGCUAUGGGCCUUGUAUCAGGAAAAAUGGAAGAUGGAGGACUACCGAUUAUAGCAAGGUCUUCUUUGAAUAAGAAUAAGUACAAUCAAUCGUUUAGUUGGACUGAAGAUGAAACACAGUCAUCAAAUAAAGAAGAGCGGCUGCAGCCAGAGGACAACAGGAGGCAACAGGAGAAGCUGCGCGAAGUGGCUGCAAUCGCCGACCGCCUCGGCUGCAGUGUGGUGCAGCUGUCCAUCGCCUGGUGCCUCAAGAACGACAGCGUGCAGUGCUUGUUGCUCGGAGCAGCGGAUGUCGACCAGCUCUUCCAUGCCAUUCACAGUCUACAGUUGGUUCCCAAGCUAAACACAAACAUGAUGAACGAGCUGGAGCGAGUGCUGGAGAACAAGCCUUGCCGCCCGCCGAUGGUGAGCACCCUGGCGCUCAGAUGACAAACAAUGUGCCCCCAGGGGGGCUCCAGCCUAGGCGGCGACUCGCCCAAGGAGGAGGAGGCGCAGGAGGAGGCCAAAGAGCAGAAGCUGCCCUUCUGCACCAUUCAGUGACAAUACCAGGACCCCAGUCCAACGCCCGACCAUGUCUAGCAUACGGUAUGGCAGCCGUGGGGUCAGUGGCUUCCCACCCAGACGCAGAGGCUCAUCGAUGCUCUGGUGGGAUUUUACAAUUCAUGCAUGCAAAAGUGAUUUACUCCUACAACUGAUGCCUGACCACGAGUUGUCUUCUACUGCGUAUUAUGCCAAUCACGAUGACAUUUUCAAAGUUGGAAUGGGUUUCCAGGGAAGUUGAAUGAAAAAUUUAUCUUUAAGGAAAGUUUUGCUGACUGUCAGUUUUCUGGCUGAUGCAUAUAGCACGUUAUGUUUCUUUACUGUAUUAUUUCAAGUGUGUUCACUUUUUAAAUCCAGCCUUAAACUUUCCACGAUAAUGAAAAUAAACAUGUACAUAACUGACUAUUGGGAUUCUUACAAAUAAUAUGUACAAUACAAAUAAUGCAAUAAAUUAUCGAUGGAAGCUAUUACCGUACGCAAUGUCGAAUGAUACAUUUUGUAGUGUUAUGAGUAUAACUAGGUACUACAUAAUCGAAGAGACUUGAGAAAUUGUCAAAAAAUCCACGUUAUUUUAAAACCAUUAUUUCACAGGAGCAUGCUUUCUUGAGUGCUCACACAUAAUCUACAAGGUAUUUCUGUACGGUAUUGACUGUAAGUUACACGAUUUACAUUGUGUAAUGACACUAUACAAUGAAUCAAUAUUAUGUUAUCAUAAUAAGCAAUAUAAAUCUGAAGAUGCAGCGUAACAUUGAGAAACAGUCAUUCUUGAGUAGGUACCUUUCUACUUAUUUGGUUGGUUAUAGUUGUUGUUUUAAUGUAAUGGUAUAACAAUCUCAAGUAGUCAUAUAAACUAUAAAGAAUAUUUCCAAGUUGUAUUUCACAAGUCUAUUUAUCAAAUAUUAUUAGAAUGUCUUAUUGAUGCCAGAGUAUGUACCGGUUUUAUGUAUUGAUCAGAGCUGGCGAAAAGAUAUUUUCUCCUGAGAUUCCCAUUCAUUAAACUGUUGAAAAAUCCAUCUUGAACUAAUACAGUAAAGCCAUAAAAUGUGCAUUAUGUAGGGCCGCAUCCAUCCUGCUCACAAAAAAAGGUUGUUUAGUGUAUAAAAUAAUAUAAAUAAUAAGGACAAUACCAAGGUUUUGUUCUAAUAACUAGUAGGCUAAGAGAAUUUUCAUCCAUAUCUAAACAAAUUCAUCCUAAAUUUUUGACAAAGCGCGGAUUUAGCAUAAGAAUAUUAUCAUAUACAUAUUAUUAAACGUAUACAGUAUUCAUUUGUCAAUUUAUAAACAUUUUUCAAUGAUUUUAAUUUGUAAAGAAUAAGUAGUGAAGAUCUAUAUUUGAUUUAGAAGGAAAGAGGGAUCCAGUUAUGACAAAUUAUGCUUAAAAUAUUUACAGAAUAUUUCAAUUGAAUAGCAUUUUUUAUCUCUUUACUUCUAUUUAUGAUUUUUUUUAGGUUUGGUAAGAGAUAUUUGGUUACAUUUCAAUAUCCAUGAUCUACAUAUUGGAACAGAAACAUCAAAAGAUGACCAUUCUUAUGAACUGAAACUUAUUUAUUCGAAUGCAUAAUUGAAUAAUUUACAGAAAACUCAUUAGUUGAUGGACAGUUUGGGAAUUUAAAAUUCUAAAGCAAAAUUGUUUUCUAAAGAUUUGAAUUUCAGAUAAAAAAAGCUUUCAAAUAGAUUAUUUCACUUCCAUUUUGUGUAGAAAAAUUGAUUCGAGCUCAUAAAAUGUUUUGGAAAAUUUACAAGAACAAUAGAUUUUAUUGGAGCCAGGUAUAGAUUCAUUAUUGAUUUAUUGUAUUAUAGGUACUUCAUGUAUUUUAAGUAACAUAAUGUUGUAUUUUUACUAUUAACAUAUUAACCAGCAUAAAUAUAUUCAUUUAUCUUGGUAUUCAUGAUAAGCUAAAUUUGAAUAGUAUAUUUUCUUCUUGAAUAAUUAUUCUUAGUAUUGUCUAUUCGGAACUUUUCAUCAUCUAUACUUCAUUAUUUCCUAGUCAUUCCCUGAAUGUUUUGUGAGACUAUGAAUGUGAGUGGCCUGAUUCUAUUUCAACCUGUACAAAGUGAAUUUAUUUUUAUCGAAAUAUAGUAGACAUUAAGGCAAAGUUCAAAAUCAGUCUACAGAACUGUGAAUAUAAGUUUUAAGGCCUAACAUUCAGUGACUAGAAGGUUAAUGGUUGUGCUGGAUGGCUUCUAGAAAUAACUUACAUGGAGAUAUAAACUCUUAAUCAUAUACAUAUUAAAAUCAGUCAAUUCAAAGUAGCCAAGUUCUUAUUAGUCUUAUUUCUUCUUUCAUGCCAUUUCAUGCCUAGUCACUUUCUUUUCUUCAUGCCAUUUUCAAGAAAAAAAAUUAUGAAGGAUAAAAUGUUAUAGAAGCAAUUUUAUCCCUAAAUAAUUAAUUUGAUAUAUAUUGAAAAGAAGUAUUGAACACAUUACUACAAUUGAUUUCAGAAAUCAACAAACAUUUCAAAUUUAGAAUAGUAUCCUAAAUAUGAUUCACAUAAAAACAGAGCGAUUUUAAUUCAAAUAUUCCGAUAACUUUAACAACAAUUUAUUCAUAAUAUUUUCUCAUUCCAGUGCUGCUACUUCAUUUUUUAAGCUAGUUCUAGAGAAUGAUCUUAAAUCUCAGGUAUGGGAGUGUUUUUAUCUUUCAUCAUGCUUAAUCUUGUAAAAUAGAUUAUACAUAAUAAACAUUUGUAAACAACAUAGCUUUAAAAAAUCUUAAUUUUCAUUUAUAAAGGAUUUAUAAUAAAAAUUUGGAAUAACCAAUUCCAAAUGAGGUCCUGAAAAGGUUAGGUAAUAUAGUAUUGAAAAUCAUAGAAUAUAAGAUUGCAAUCGUAAGAAAUGUAAUAAAUUUGGGUAAGAUAUCAAAGAACUUGUAAAUUUUGCUGUCAUCAUCUUAUACGCUUGUAUAUAAUUCAUUUAGUCAGCAAGUCACUUGACUUGUCUUAAUAUACAUUAUCGUUGAGAUUUAAAGUUAUUUUUGGAUAGUAGUUUAUAAUAAUAAUAUUGUAUUUGUUGCGUUGAUGAAAGUGAGUGUUUUUAUAUGAAUGAGAAGGGACAAACAUUUUAGAGUGAUAAUGAUUGAAAGCUUUUCUUCUCUUUGACUUUCAAAAAGUCUUCAUCAUCUCUGUAUCAGCUCUUGUGAACAGAACCAAUUCAUAUUGGAAUGAUGUACGAUUCUAUUGUGAGGAAUACUAAUAUAAUUAUAAGCGUCUCAUAAUUCGAAUUCUCAUACUAACUACUUUUAAUGAUAGGUGGAACAAGAUAUGAAUAAUCAGGCUUUAAAAUAAAAACACUCGACUAUUUAGGAAAAUGCUAUUGCAUUAAAUUUACUUCCAUUCAGUCUACUUGGACUUAGAAAUAAUCUGCUGUAGUUUUAUUGGUAAAUCUAAAGAUUACUGGCAAGAGCAUCAACACUUCAGAUUUUAAUAUUUUACAUUAAAUUGCACUAAACAAUACAAUUAAUUACGGAUUCAAUAUUUAAUUCAUUAUUCGGAAUUGAAACAUCAAGCGAAUAACAGUACAGUGUAUAAUAAUUAAGUGUUGAUUUGGCAACCCAUGGUUUAAUGUAUCAUGAUUUAAUCAAAGUAUCAAGAGAAUUUUAAUUAGGCUACUUUAGCGUUGUUAGUGGAUAUUUAUAAAAAUAAUUUUGAAGCUCUCAAAAUGAUGAAAUAUCCGAAUUCGUGGGAAUAUAAUUUUCUUCAUUUUAGAAGAAAUUAAAGAUCGAGAUAAUGACUCAACAGAAAUGAUUAAACAGCGAAGGUAAAUAUCAGUCAAAGGAGAAGAUUAAUCAAUGUCACCCAAGUAGUUACCUUAGAUCUGAUCCUAGCUAGGUCGUUCAAACUUCUAAGAGAUUGUGAUUUAGUCUAAGAAAUUCAUCACGAAACAAAAAUGACAUGCAAAUUGAAGACUUUUUACCAAUAAGUGAGUUUAGUUAGAACGAUGAGCAUAAAUAAUAACCUUAACCAAUUGUUAUUUCUAUUAAAAUAAUAAAUAUAAUUUCAAUAUUAUUGAACGAUUAAGUGCGGUAUAAACCUUCCUACUUUAAGCAAUGCUAGCGAGUAGCUACUUUAGGUUUUAUGAUUUAUAUAAAAAUAGGAAUUUGCAAAUAUUGUGAUUAUAAUAAUAAUUACUGUGUCUUUUAUGAAUUGUUAGAAAUUUGAUACAUAAGAGAGUUGAAGUUUGUGUUCUUAAAUUAUAAUGAGCAGAUUGAGAACAGAAACAAAAUACUAUUUCAAAAAAAUGAUAACUAGAUUUACGAUGAAUACGAAUGUUGAUUCAGAAAUAUGAUAAGAUUCACGUGAAAAAUGUAUUCUUGUUAAUAAACUGUUGAAUAGAAUAAUAUAAAUAAUCAGUACAUAAGUUAUAAGUUACCUAAAUUUAGAACAAACAUGCAUAUUAUGAUUACGUAAAUAGUUUAAGAAUAGGUACUCAACCUUAUUGAAUUUAAUAUUAUAUUAUUGUUUAUAGAGAGCAAUAAAAUGUGAACAUGA
Molecule: messenger RNA, 6544 nt
Organism: Nilaparvata lugens (brown planthopper)
Lineage: Eukaryota; Metazoa; Arthropoda; Insecta; Hemiptera; Delphacidae
Gene: Hk
Product: voltage-gated potassium channel subunit beta-2
Exons: 11
Coding region: 606-1946 (446 amino acids)
Biological process (GO): potassium ion transport; regulation of potassium ion transmembrane transport
Cellular component (GO): cytoplasm; voltage-gated potassium channel complex
Molecular function (GO): voltage-gated potassium channel activity; potassium channel regulator activity; transmembrane transporter binding
Source: RefSeq, a predicted model, not a curated record